AUGCUCAAACAAAUCUGGGGCCCGGAGCGGAGGUUUGCGGAUUCAACCAAGUGCUGGAGCUUUGCGCAGCCAUCAGAUCGAAACCUGGGCUUGGCGUCUCCCAAUAUCCGGGUCAACUGGACAAAGUUCUUCCUUAACGUUCCAAUGAAGAUACACACCGUCGCCGCUGGCGGUAUCGCCAUCCUCUCCGGGGUUGUGUCUGCCCAAGGUUUCCUUAGUUCUUGCAGUCAAGCUUGGUUUGCGUCGACCAGUACCCCUUGGCUGUAUGCGAGGUGCGAUAGCAUAUCGAAGGAGAAGAUACUGUCCAGGAUAGACCUAAACCAGUGCAUCGGAAACGAGAACGGUGUCCUGGUUUCCCGAACCAAGUACGUGGUUGCGUACCUGCUCCUGCUUCUCACCUUUGAAUCCCGCUCCUCCUCGCAAAGACCAGCAGCAGACACCUCAAAGAGCCUAGUCUCCCAUGAUGCUGUUUGUCCCUCACUAACGGGACCGUUUAACUAUAGGGGCAACUUCCAGGGCAGCUGUAACAGUUGUGUCGCUGAUGACUUGACCAAUGUUUCUGAUCCGGAGAACCCAGUAAUUGGUGACAUCACCAUCAACCUCCCGGUCCAGGGGACCAACUUGACUUGUUCGUGUCGGGAGAAGGAUGGCGACCAACGCAUUGGGACAUCUAUUAACCUGAACACUGUCAUUGGCAAUGACAACGGCGUUCUCAAGUGCUUCGACAAUUACGGACAGAGCUUCGGCUAG
Molecule: messenger RNA, 750 nt
Organism: Scedosporium apiospermum
Lineage: Eukaryota; Fungi; Ascomycota; Sordariomycetes; Microascales; Microascaceae
Exons: 4
Coding region: 1-750 (249 amino acids)
Source: RefSeq, a predicted model, not a curated record